AAGGGAUAGGGGCUUCAAGUCAAGACGAUGCAGAUAGCCAAAGCUCAUCGAGUCUUAAUAGCCGAAAGAAAAGAAAACAUCCCCAUUUCCUUAGUGGCUUUGUGCCCGUCCUACCUAGACGAAAGGCUACUGGGGGUAGUAGUAGUAGUAUCGUGCAGGGACCAACACUUUUAGCACCUCUGUCGCCUGAUUCCGGUGAACCUAGUUCUCCUGGAGUAGGAACUGCAAUAAUCUCAUAA
Molecule: messenger RNA, 239 nt
Organism: Acaulospora morrowiae
Lineage: Eukaryota; Fungi; Glomeromycota; Glomeromycetes; Diversisporales; Acaulosporaceae
Source: the annotation of a GenBank genome assembly